Messenger RNA from Thermothelomyces thermophilus ATCC 42464, 2427 nucleotides. RefSeq lists its product as uncharacterized. Gene Ontology annotation, molecular function: pseudouridylate synthase activity. NCBI's taxonomy places the organism in Eukaryota, Fungi, Ascomycota, Sordariomycetes, Sordariales, Chaetomiaceae. The record is from RefSeq and is a predicted model, not a curated record. The transcript is spliced from 2 exons. The coding region runs from base 1 to 2427 and encodes 808 amino acids.
AUGGCAACAGCCCGCGCCCUUUCCCGGGCCGUUGCCCCCGCUCUCAGCCCGAAGCACCUCCUCCGCCAGCGCCUGCUCACCUCCCGUCGCUUCACUACUUCUCAGACACGGCCGCACCAAGACGCCUUGAAAUCCAUCCUCAAGAUAUCCCCGGAGGUCACUGCCGCCCUAGCCGCCAACCGACCCGUCGUCGCCCUCGAGUCCACCAUCUACACCCACGGCGCCCUCAGCGAUGACCUCAACCUGGAAGCCAUCGUGCGUUCCCACGGCGCCGUCCCAGCGGUCUGCGGCAUCCUCGCCGGCGUGCCCACCGUGGGCCUCUCGCGCGCCGAGGUCGAGACCAUGGUGCGCGAAGGCGCCAAGAAGGCGUCUCGCCGGGACCUGGCCUUCCUCAACGCGCGGGGCGGCAUCCUGGGCGAGAAGGGCGGGCCGCACGGCGGGACGACCAUCUCCGGGACCAUGGUGCUCGCGCGGCUGGCCGGCAUCCGCGUCUUCGGCACCGGCGGGCUCGGCGGCGUGCACAGGGGCGGCGAGAGCUCGAUGGACAUCUCGGCGGACCUGACGGAGCUGGGGCGCACUCGGGUCGCCGUGGUCAGCAGCGGGUGCAAGGGUUUUCUAGACAUUCCCCGGACGCUGGAGUACUUGGAGACACAGGGGGUCUUGGUGUCGACCUUCGCGGACGGCAAGACGGGCGGGGUCGACUUCCCCGCCUUCUGGGCCAGGGACAGCGGAGUGCCGAGCCCGUCUACCGUGAGCGACGAGAGGGAGGCGGCGGCGGUCAUCUUGGCGCAGGAGCGGUUGGGAAUCGAGAGCGGGCUGUUGUUCGCGAACCCGAUCCCGGAGGAGUUCGCGAUCCCGAGGAAGGAGAUGGAGGAGGCGAUCGAGACGGCCGUGCGGGAGGCCGACGAGAAGGGCUUCACCGGGAACGCCAACACGCCGUACGUCCUCGGGCGCAUCAGGGAGCUCACGCGGGGGAGGAGCGUGCCGGCCAACAAGGCGCUGGUGCAGGCCAACGUCGCCCGGGCGGCCAAGAUCGCGGUAGAGCUAGCAAAGCUGAUGGACGGCUCGCCCGUCACGCCGGUCAUUAAGACGAGCUCGUCGCCAGCGACUCGGGAACAGGGGAAUGUAGCAGCAGCACACAAGCCAGAGCCGGUAGACGUCCUGGUGGCCGGCUCCGUCGCCCUUGAUCUGAGCUGCGAUUACGUCGGCGGUAGUGGCGCGGCGGGAGGUAGCAGUAAGGCGGUGUCGCCGGCGCUCCACACAUCCAACCCCUCGACCAUCAGCCAGUCCGUAGGCGGCGUCGGGCACAACGUCGCCCUGGCGGCCCACAGGGUAAUAAGCGGCGAGGCCAAAGUCCGGCUGUACAGCAUGGUUGGCGACGACAUCGCCGGCUCGACCAUCCUCUCGACCCUCCAGGGUUCCGGGCUUGACACGUCGUGCGUCCGCCGGCUCGGGCGCGAACAACACCCGUCUGCCCGCACGGCGCAAUACGUGGCCGUCAACGACGCCGACAAGAACCUGGUCAUGGCCAUGGCCGACAUGGACAUCUUCUCCGCCCACUCCUACCCAGACGACUGGUCCGCCACCGUCGCGGCCGCCAAACCCAAGUGGCUCGUCGUGGACGCCAACUGGUCCGAAGCCGGCAUUCGGGCCUGGCUCCGCGCCGGCGCGGACCACAAGGCCCGCAUCGCCUUUGAGCCCGUCUCGGCCGCCAAGUCCCGGCGUCUGUUCGCCCCGGUGCCGUCGUCCCAGAAAGCAGCAGCACCUUCGGUGUCGGGGUCGGCGUCCCCGCCGCAACGGCCGCUCGGCGUCUACCCGCACGCCAGCGUCGACCUCUGCACGCCCAACCAGUACGAGCUCCUGGCCAUGUACGAGGCGGCGCGGCAGAACGGCUACCUGGAGCACGACCAGCCGUGGUUCGAGGUCCUGGACGCGUUCGGGAUCGUGCGCGGGGCGCGGGAUCGCUUCGUCGACAUCGCGUCGGCCGACAUCGCGGACGCGGGCAUCCCCGUCCAGAGCGUCAACCUGCUGCCCUACAUACCGACCAUCGUCACCAAGCUGGGCGCCCGCGGGGCGCUGCUGACGGCGGUCCUGGGCCGGGACGACCCGCGGCUGCGCGACCCGGCGCACGCCCGGUUCGUGGUCAGCCGGUGCCUCAACGACCACCCGCACGUGGGCGGCGUGUACAUGCGGCUGUUCCCGGCCGCCGAGCGCGUCUCGGACCCGGCGUCGGUCAACGGGAUCGGGGACACCUUCGCGGGCGUGCUGGUCGCCGGGCUGGCCAUGGGCGGCAGGCUGGAGGAGGGCCUGGUCGACGUCGCCCAGAGGGCGGCCGUCAUGACGCUCCGGAGCAGGGAGAGCGUCAGCGAGGAGGUGGCGCGGCUGAGGGGAGAUCUGAGGAGGGCCGUGGAGGCGUCGUUGAGGUAA